This is a messenger RNA of Pangasianodon hypophthalmus (striped catfish), 12403 nucleotides long. It is a transcript of the gene smg1, whose product is annotated as SMG1 nonsense mediated mRNA decay associated PI3K related kinase. The transcript has 62 exons. Gene Ontology annotation, biological process: nuclear-transcribed mRNA catabolic process, nonsense-mediated decay; phosphorylation. Gene Ontology annotation, cellular component: nucleus. Bases 155 to 11101 code for a protein of 3648 amino acids. The record is from RefSeq and is a predicted model, not a curated record. NCBI's taxonomy places the organism in Eukaryota, Metazoa, Chordata, Actinopteri, Siluriformes, Pangasiidae. Gene Ontology annotation, molecular function: protein serine/threonine kinase activity; protein binding.
UGCUCGCACUUUUCAAACACGGCGCUGUUUCUUGCCUUGUUUGAUUCGCGUUUUAUCAGUUCAUAACUCUGUGUAGAUUAAACACUCGAAAUUCGGACGCAUUCUGUGGACGUUUCCCCGUGGUGAAGCGGGUCAUGCAGUCCUGGCGAAGGUAAUGAGCCGCAAAGCCCUCGGGUCUCGGCUUAGCAGCGCCCAUAAACUGCACCGGAACUGGAAUGACUGGCAGCCCAGAAGCGACAGCACGUCAGCCAGCCAGGAAGGUGUGAAGUGCAGCGUCUCCAGAGACCACGGUUCAGCAGCUGUUUACGAGCCUGCGCACUCCGAGCAGCCGGGAACGCCAACGCCGCCGCCGCACCAUGACGCCUACAGCGCUCACGGCUCGCUGGAAGAAGCAGGUGUGUAUGACGCUGAUGGAGGCCACGGUGAAAAUACAUUUGGUUGGAAGUCGCUGGGGCAAGAGUUGAGGAUCAAUGAUGUGACGGCGGAUUUACCCAGUUUUCAGCAUGGACACCGUGCUUUAGCUGCAAAGGACAUGAGGAAAUCACAGGACCGACCGCAGGCUCAUUCUGAUGAGUCUCGGCUCGCCAAUCUUCUGCGGAGGGUGUCGCGGGAGGACGACCGGGACCGCAGGCUGGCUACCUUGAAACAAAUGAGGGAACUUAUCAUCCACUCGGAAAACAAGGUGGUCCUGGUUAAACAGUUGGAUACCAUUCUGAGCACCCUGAAUGACAUUUUGAAUGAAAGCAGUAAACUCCUCCAUGAGCUGCGACAGGAAGCGGCCUGCUGCCUGGGUUUGCUCUGCGCUGCCCUCAGCUACGAAGCCGAGAAGAUCUUCAAGUGGAUGUUUGUGAAGUUCAGCAGCUGCAGCAAGGACGAGGUGAAGCUGCUCUACCUGGUGGCCGUGUACAAGGCUCUGGAGACGGCAGGGGAGAAGAAAGCGUUCUCGCCCGUCAUGCAGCUGGUGAUGAGCAGCCUCCAGUCCAUCCUGGAGAACCUGGACACCCCGGAGCUGCUGUGUCAGAGCGUGAGGUGCAUCCUGCUGGUGGCUCGCUGCUACCCGCACAUCUUCAGUACCAACUUCAGAGACACAGUGGACAUCCUGGUGGGGUGGCACAUCGAUCACACACAGAAACAGUCUCUCACUCUGCAGGUGUCGGGCUGGUUACAGAGUCUGGAACAGUUCUGGGUGGCUGAUUUGGCCUUUUCCACUACGCUGUUGGGUCAGUUUCUGGAAGACAUGGAAGCGUACGCAGAGGACCUGAGCCACGUGGUGUCGGGAGAGGUCGUAGACGAGGACGUCCCCCCGCCCGCCGUGUCUCUGCCGAAGCUGGCGGCUCUGCUGCGAGUCUUCAGCACGGUGGUGCGCAGCAUCGGAGAGCGCUUCAACCCCAUCCGGGGUCCGCCCAUCACGGAGGCGUACGUCACUGACGUGUUGAACCGUGUGUUAGCGUGCAUCACCGCGGCUAAGCAGGUUUUCUUCUCGGAGGCCGUGCUGACGGCGGGGAACGAGUGUGUGUGUGUCCUGCUGACCAGCAUGGACUCGAGCAGCCAGCUAACCGGAGCGGUGAUUUCUUACGGCCUGGACCAGCUGGAGAGCUGCCAGUCGUGUAGCGCCGAGUACAGCAUGGGCGUCCUGAACCUGCUCACGCUGAUUGUCGAGCAGAUAAACACCAAGCUGCCUGCUACGUUUGUGGAGAAGCUUCUGGGUCCAGGCUCCCAGCUUCUGGAGCUGCGUUUCCACAGAGAGCGAGAGGUGAUGGUGGCGGCGCACAGCGUGUACCAGGCGGUGCUGAGCCUGAAGAACAUCCCCAUCCUGGAGGCGGCAUAUAAGCUGGUGCUGGGGGAAAUGGGCUGCGCUGUGAACAGCCUGCUGGCGCCGCUGGGGCUCCCGCCGGCGUGUCCCAACAUCCAGCACGCGGCGUUCGGCCACCUGAAGCUCCGCCCCGACCGAGCCGAGUUCAUCCUCAUCUUCAACCUCAGCACGCUCACCACCAUCGGCAACACCAAGAACUCCCUGAUCGGGAUGUGGGCUCUGUCUCCCACCGUGUUUGCUCUCCUCAGCCAGAAUUUGGUGUUGGUUCACAACGAGCUGGCCGUGCAUCACCCUGCGGUCCAGUACUCCGUCCUCUACACACUGUACUCACACUGCACCAGACACGACCACUUCAUCUCCAGCAGCCUCAGCUCCUCAAGCCCCUCGCUCUUCGAUGGGGCGGUCAUCAGCACGGUUACCACGGCAACCAAGAAGCAUUUCAGCACGCUUCUCAGUCUGUUAGGGAUGCUGCUGAGCAAGGAGCACCUAAACUCCGAGGCCAGGAAGCUGCUUCUCACCUGGUCACUGGAAGUGUGUCUGAUGAUGAAGAAAUCUGAAACCUACUCCCCGCUUUUCUCAUUACCCUCCUUUCACAGAUUCUGUAAAGGACUUCUCGCAAACGCGCUGAACGAAGACUCCACCGUGUGUCUCCAGACCUGCAGCAGUCUACAGGUUCUGUCCUCGUCCCUCCCCAUGGAGCUCCUGCAGAGAUGUGUGGACGUGUGCCGGGUGCAGCUGGUUCACUCGACCGUACGAGUCAGACAGGCCUUCGGGAAACUGCUGAGAUCCAUCCCGCUGCACGUGGCGCUGAGCAGUAACCGCAGCUCCUCAGAGAUUCACGAGAUCUCCCUCGCCAUCCGGCGGCACAUGAGCAAAGCGCCGAGCAACACCUUCCACCCGCAGGACUUCUCCGACCUCAUCAGCUUCAUCCUGUAUGGAACAGUCCACCGUGGGGGGAAGGAGCCGUGGUUAGAGAGGUUGUACCACAGCUGUCAGAGGUCUGAGAAGCGCGAGUGUGCCGUGGUGCCGCGCUCCCUGCUGAAGACGGAGGCGGUGCUGUGGCAGUGGGCCGUGUGGGAAGCGGCUCAAUUCACCGUCCUCUCCAAGCUGCGCACUCCUCUGGGACGAGCCCAGGACACGUUCCAAACCAUCGAAGGGAUGAUCCGCAGUCUGGCGGCUCACAGUCUGAACAGCGAACAGGAGCUGAGUCAGUGGAGUGGAGGAGAGAGCGAUGAAGGUCACCACACCAACCAGCUCCGCCUCGCUCUGCUGCUGCAGUUCCUCGAGAACCUCGAGAAGCUCAUGUACAACGCUUAUGAAGGCUGCGCCAACGCCCUCACCGCCCCGCCCAAGGGCAUCAGGACCUUCUUCUACACCAACCGUCAGACGUGUCAGGAUUGGCUGACGAGGAUCCGCCUGGCUCUGAUGAGGGUGGGGCUCAUGUCCGGCCAGCCGGCGGUCACCAUCCGUCACGGCUUCGACCUGCUCACCGAGAUCAAGAACAGCAGUGCGCAGGGUCCUGAGAUGGAGGUUCCCAUCACCAUGUUGGUGGAGGCUCUGUGUGAGCUGCGCUGUCCUGAAGCCAUCCAGGGUCUGGCAGCGUGGAGCUUGGCCCACAUGGGGAAGAGCGUGGCGUGGGUCGGCUCUGUAGCUCUGCAGGCCGAGGGGAAGUUUGAGAAAGCGGCUCUGGAAUAUCAGGAGCAGCUGUGCGCCGUCACGGGGGUCGACUGCUCCAUCAAAGGCUUCGACAGAUCCUUACUGAAGCUCACCAACUCGCCCACAGGCAACAACUCCAGUCCGAAACAUACAGGAAACGGAGACAUUAAGAAGACGGUGCUGUUGAAGUCCAGCGAGUGUUCCUCCGAGGUCCUGAACUUCCUGGCCAAUAAGGCGUGCGAGUGUUACGUGGCUCUGAGCGACUGGGCGUCGGUGCAGGAGUGGCAGGCCAGCAUGAUGGCGCUGAAGAAGAACAGCAACAGCUCGGCAACCGUCAACCUCAAGACCGACUUCAACUACGUCAAAGCUCUGAGCAGGUUUGAGGACGGAGAUUUCCCAGAGUGCCGUGCGCAGUUGGAGCUGCUUCCUGGAGAAGAUUACGGCCUCCUCAACUCCAGCACGAAGGACAAACUAGACCUGAAGCGGCUCCUUCCUGCCGUACUCAGUCCUGAUCCAUCAGAGCUGCAGAAGGCCAUCGAGGUUCAGCUGCUGAGGAGCGCUGUAGGAGCCAUCACAUCAGCCAAUCACGAGCAGGACCAGAAAGUUCUACCUUCAUCAGACACCCUGGUGAAGUACCUGAAGCAGACGGGCCGGAUCGCUCUGGGACCUCUGCGUCUGUCCACGCUCACCCUGUGUGACUCGCUGCCCACCCUCGGAACCCUGCAGCUCCACUGCACCAGCUCUUUGGAGACCUCGCUGUGCAGCCAGCACCCCUCUGAGGAAUGUCUGAUCCCGCUGUACAGCGACGCUCUGAGCACGUGUAAGCAGCAGGACGUUCAGCCGUGGCUCCACGCGCUCAGAUACAGCACGUUUCAGAGGCAGCUCUUCCUGAAGCUCAGAGGCUCGUCAGGUCCUGUGGACUCUCACCUGGUGGAGCUGUGUCUGACGGCGGUGAAGUUUGCUCGUAAGCAGGGGAACAUCGCGCUGGCCACGCGCCUCCUUGCUCAGUGCAGCAAACCGUCCGCCGACGACCCGGAGACCCCGGACCUGGUACAGAGCUUCAGGCAGCUGUCCCUAGAGGGCGCCGUGGCUGAGAAAUGGGGACCUGAGCUGAAGAUCGAAAGGGCUAAAGUGCUGUUUACUGCAGGUCAGUCCGUGGCUGCCAUGGAGAUGUUGAGCUCGUGUGCGCUGUCGUACUGCCGCUCGGGGAAGUGCGAGCGCGCCGCCUGCCGCUCCAUCCUCACGCUGUGCAAGUGGCUGCUGGCCGACUGGAAGGACCUGACGCCUCAGCUCAAACAGGUGGUGAAGAGAAACAGCAGCGGCUCGCCUUCAGCCCUCAGCAAGAACAUCGCCGCCCUGCUGGAGCUCCCCGUGGAGGAGCAGGGUAUACUGCGCAUCACCACGGAGACCACAGUGAGCGUAGGAGUCGGAGAAGCGGACUUUGUCCUGGGCCAGCUGUACCAGCUCUCUGCGAGCCAGGCGCCUGAAGUGGCCAAAUCCUGGGCUGCUUUAGCGAGCUGGGCUUACAGAUGGGGCCGGAAGGUCGUCGACAACGCAAGUCAAGGAGAAGGGGUUCCUCUGCUGCCAGGAGAGAAGAAGGAGAUCGAGGAGUUACUGCCGUCUGGCACCAGCGACGAGGACAAGGAGACGAUUUUCAGCAUCCUGGGCCAGGCCAUGUGUCGACCAGCUGGAAUUCAGGAUGAGGACAUGGCUCUGCAGAACGAAGAGGACGAUGAGGACGACAUGGUGGAUGUGAUCUGGAGGCAGCUGUUGAGCUCGUGCCCGUGGCUGGCGGAGGUGGAGGACGGCGUGACGGAGGGGCUGAUCCGGGUGUGGAGGACGGUGGUGGACCGCAUCUUCAGCCUCUACCGCGUCUCCUGCAGGGCUUAUUUCACCUUCCUCAAGCUCAACGCCGGACAGACGCCCAUCGACGAGGACGACCCCAAACUUCUGCUGCACCCUCAGGGCAGUAAGCAGAGCAGCGAUGACGUGAUCGUGAUGGCGACGCUGCGCCUGCUGCGCCUGCUAGUGAAGCACGCCGGAGAGCUGAGGGAGGGGCUGGAGCUCGGCCUGGCCUCCACGCCCACCGCGCCCUGGAGAGGCAUCAUCCCACAGCUGUUCUCCAGACUGAACCACCCCGAGGCCUACAUCCGCCAGAGCAUCUGCAGCCUGCUGUGUCGCGUAGCCCGGGACUCGCCACACCUCAUCCUCUACCCCGCCAUCGUCGGCUCCAUCUCACUCGGGGGAGAGGCUCAGACCGCCGCAGGUACGAAGCUGCCCUCGGCUCUGCCCACUCUGUUGGGGAACAUGCCGGGCGAGGCUCUGUGUGUGGGCGAGAGCGAGGCCGGGAGUCCCCCUGCGUCUCAGGACAGCGGCCGAGGAGACGAGCUCGGUCUUUGUUCUAUCGAGGACCAGGCCAUGAUGCAGGACUGCUACAGCAAGAUCGUGGACACGCUCUCCGCAGCUAACCCCACCAUGGUCCAGCAGGUGCAGAUGCUGGUCGGGGAGCUGCGCAGGGUCACGGUGCUGUGGGACGAGUUGUGGUUGGGCGUCCUGCAGCAGCAGCACAUGCACGUCCUGCGCAGGAUCCAGCAGCUCGAGGACGAAGUCAAGAGAGUCCAGAACAACAACACGCUGCGCAAGGAGGAGAAGGUGGCCAUCAUGAGGGAGAAACACUCGGCCCUGAUGCGGCCCGUAGUCUUCGCUCUGGAUCACGUGCGCAGCAUCACUGCCGCCGCCGCAGAGACGCCUCACGAGACGUGGUUCCAGGAGACGUACGGAGACGCCAUUCACAACGCUCUGGAGCGACUGAGGAACCCGCAGAACCCGGCCAACCCUGCUAACAGCUGGGUUCCGUUCAAACAGAUCAUGUUGAGUCUGCAGCAGCGAGCUCAGAAGCGAGCGAGUUAUCUGCUGCGUCUGGAGGAGAUCAGUCCUCGCCUGGGCUCCAUGACGCACACGGAGAUGGCUCUUCCAGGAGAGGUUUCUGCCACCGACGCCGUCACCAUCCACAACGUCGGCGGCACCAUCACCAUCCUGCCCACCAAGACCAAGCCCAAAAAACUCUACUUCCUCGGCUCUGACGGCAAAAACUACCCGUACCUCUUCAAAGGUUUGGAGGAUUUGCAUUUAGACGAGAGGAUCAUGCAGUUCUUGUCCAUCGUUAACACCAUGUUCACUAAAGUAAACCAGCAGGAGAGUCCACGCUUCCACGCCCGUCACUACUCGGUCACGCCCCUCGGCACUCGCUCGGGUCUCAUCCAGUGGGUGGACGGAGCCACGCCUCUGUUCGGCCUCUACAAACGCUGGCAGCAGCGUGAGGCUGUGCUCCAGGCUCAGAAGGCUCAGGACUCGUUCCAGCAGCCGCAGAACCUGCCCAUGGUUCCGCGCCCCAGCGAGCUCUACUACAGUAAGAUCGGGCCGGCUCUGAAGGCGGUGGGACUCAGCCUGGACGUGUCGCGCCGUGAUUGGCCGCUCAGCGUCAUGAGGGACGUCCUGCGGGAGCUGAUGGAGGCCACGCCCCCUAACCUGCUGGCCAAGGAGCUGUGGUGCUCGUGUACCACGCCCAGCGAGUGGUGGAGGGUCACGCAGUCGUACGCCAGGUCCACUGCUGUGAUGUCAAUGGUGGGUUACAUCAUCGGUUUAGGAGACCGUCACCUGGACAACGUGCUGAUCGACAUGACGACCGGCGAGGUGGUGCACAUCGACUACAACGUCUGCUUCGAGAAAGGGAAAAGUCUGAGGGUUCCGGAAAAGGUUCCUUUCCGUAUGACGCACAACAUCGAGACAGCGUUAGGAGUCACGGGAGUGGAAGGAAUCUUCAGACUCUCCUGCGAACAGGUGAUUCAGAUGAUGCGUCGGGGCAGAGAGACCCUCCUGACCCUGCUGGAGGCGUUUGUGUACGACCCCCUGGUGGACUGGACGGCGGGCGGAGAGGUGGGCUUCGCCGGCGCCGUGUACGGAGGAGGAGGACAGCAGGCCGAGAACAAGCAAAGCAAGAGGGAGAUGGAGAGGGACAUCACGCGCAGCCUGUUCUCCUCACGCGUAGCCGAGAUCAAGGUGAACUGGUUUAAGAACCGUGACGAGAUGCAGGCGGUGCUGCCGCAGGUGGAGAUGGCCGUGGAGGAGUACCUGAGUCUGCAGGAGCAGCUCGCUCAGGUGGACAAGGCGCAGGGCAAGCUGCUGGAGGAGAUGGAGUUCCUGGAGGGAGCGGACAGCAGAGUGGACCACCCCAUCCACACGCUGGAGCACAGAUACUCGGAGCACACGCAGCUGCAGUCGAGGCAGAGGACCGUACAGGAUGCCAUCCAGAGCAAGCUGUCGGAUCUGGACCAGUGGAUCUCUCAGUACCAGGCGGCGUUCGGGAGUCUGGAGGCCACGCAGCUCGCCAGCCUGCUGCAGGAGAUCAGCAGCCCCAUAGACCUCGGUCCGCCCAGCUACGUCCCCGCUACAGCGUUUCUGCAGAACGCAGGUCAGGCUCAUCUGAUCAGCCAGUGCGAGGCUCUGGAGGCGGAGGUGAGCGCUCUCCUGCAGCAGCGCCGCUCCAUACUGCGCGCCUGCCUCGAGCACCUGCACAGCUACGCCACCGUGGCCCUGCUGUACCCCCGCGCCGUCCUGCACCGCCACAGGGUCUACACCUGGAAGCAGUGGAUGGAGGAGCUGGUGUGUGACAUGACGGUGGAGCACUGCCAGGCCGUCUAUCACCAUUACGAGAUGCAGUUUGCCCCCCAGCCGCCGGCCGCCACGUGUCAGUUCCUGUCGAGUGUGGAGAUGGCGCUGCAGCACCACGCGGCGGAGACGAACACGCGCCUCCUGCGUCAGGUGGAGAGGCUGAAGGCGGAGGGAGCGAGCGUGCCCGUGUGUGAGGAGCAGCUGCAGGAGAUCGAGCGCUGCAUCAAGGUCUUCCUUCACGAGGACGCCGAGCUCGCCUCCUUCAGCCUGGCCGGGAUCAUCAUCUCCGCCCUCUGCACUCUUACCAGGCGAAACCUGGUGAUGGAGGGCGCGGCGGCGAGCGCAGGAGAGCAGCUGGUGGAGCUGACGUCCCGGGAUGGAGCCUGGUUUCUGGAGGAGCUCUGCAGCAUGAGUGGAAAUGUCACGUGUCUGGUGCAGCUGCUGAAAGAGUGCCAGCUGCAGUCCCACGACCUGGACGUCCUCAGCCCCGAGGACACCUCGCAGGCCGUCUACCUGGCCAACGGAGUCUACACCUGCCUACAGGAGCUGAACACCAACUUCCGUCAGAUCAUCUUCCCCGAGGCUCUGCGCUGCAUGCUGAAGGGAGAGAGCACUCUGGAGAGCAUGCUGUCCGAGCUGGACUCUCUGAUAGAGCAGUGUGCAGACGGCGUGUCCCUGCAGGGCCUGGGGGAGGCGCUGCAGGCUCACCUCCGCAACACCGCCAUGGGGCUGGACGAGGACGCCGACGCACACUACCUCGAGGUCACCAGGGUUCUGCGUGUGCAGUACUCGGAGCUGAUUCAGCCUCGGAACAUGGAGGGCUCCGUACAGGACACGCCUAAAAUGAGCGCGGGGCAGAUGCUGCUGGUGGCCUUCGAUGGGAUGUUCGCUCAGCUGGAGAGCGCUUUCGGGCUCCUGAUUGAUAAGUUGAACUCCAUGGAUGUUCCUGCUGCUUGGAGGAAGGUGGAUGUGAUCUGGGAGGCUCGGGCCACGCAGGUGCAUUUCUUUGACAGCGUGCAGACGCGGCAGGUCCUGGAGGAAAUCUUCUUCCUCAAGAGGCUCCAAACGAUCCGUGACUUCUUCCGGCUGUGUGCCUCGUUCGCUCAGACGCUAUCAGGCACCUGCCCUUCUCCCGCUGACGACCCCCCGCCGUCUAACGGCCCCGUCACGUUAGUGAAGCCCAUAUACCGCGGCUCCACGGUGGUCAGCGAGGACCAGAUGACGCGGCCCAUCAAAGCGUUCACGGCAGACUUUGUGAGGCAGAUGCUGAUGGGUCUGCCCACUCAGGCUCUGGGCCUGGCUCUCUGCAGCGCCCUCAGUGCUCUCGGCACAGACCUCAUCGCUCAGGUCGAGGCUAAAGACUUCGGCGCCGAGGGGAAGGUGUCUCUGGACGACCUGUGUAAGAAGGCGGUGGAGCAGGGCGUCCAGGCGGGACGGAUCUCCCAGCUGCUGCUGAACAGAGCCACGGUGCUGGCCAGCUCCUACGACACGGCGUGGAAGAAACUGGACCUGGUGCGCCGUCUGGAGCUCAGCAUAGACGCCUGCAAGGUCAGCCUGCAGAGGGCGCAGCUGCACAUCGCCAUGUUCCAGUGGCAGCACGAGGACGUUCUCGGGACUCGCUCUCAGCCCAUGACGGUCAGCCCUCCGCCUCGCUCCAUCAUCCUCAGCAACAUGAAGAAGAAGCUGUACAAGCUCAGCCAGGACGACGCGGCCAUCGCCAGCGUUCAGGAGAAACUGGCGUCGCUCGAGGGCAGCAUUGAGCAGCGGUUGAAGUGGGCGGGCGGAGCAAACCCGGCUCUGGCGCCCGUGCUGCAGGACUUUGAGAGCACCAUCACUGAGCGGCGUGCCCUAGUGGUGAAGGAGAGUCAGCGCGCCACUCAGGUCACCUUCCUCUGCAGCACCGUGCUCAACUUCGAGGGCCUUCGCACGCGCACCCCCGAGGCCCUGAGCAUGGACGCCGCUCUGUUCGACCUGGUGAAGCGCUGCCAGGCCACGUGCUCCUACGCCGCCCAGUUCAGCACCUCCGUCUCCUCUCUGGAGCUGCAGCUUCUCCACAGACUGAGUCCCGUGAUGGAGCUGUCUAUCGGCGCCCCCGAGUGGUUGGCGUGCGCUCAGAAGCACCUGUCUCAGGAGAUGGCGAGUCAGAGGGCGGUGCAGGAGGAACGCGAGCAGCAGCUGGACUCGGUCACUGAAACCCUGCAGCUGCUGGUGGACACCAUUAAAGGCACCCUGUCCAAUCACAACCGCCUACUGGCUGACGUCAAGCACCUGCUGCGCGCCAUGGCCAAGGAUGAGGAAAGCGCUCUUGCAGACGGAGAGGAAGUGAUGUAUGAGGGCAGUGUGCGUCAGUUCCUGUGCGAGUACAAGGCGUGGCAGGAUAACGUGCAGAUCGUGCUGUUCACGGUGGUGCAGGCGACGGGGCAGCCGCGCAGCGUGGAGCAGGUGGAGCUGCUGCAGAUUCCCUCCACCCUCAAGGAGCUCAAAGGACAGAGCCAGAGCGUGUAUAACGGCCUGGUUGGAUUUGCGUCUCCCCUCGUCACUGACAAAGGAAGUGACUGUGCAAGCCCCACGUCAACCGUGCAGACGAGCUUCGCCGCCGCGGUGCGAUGCAGUGGCGUGAAGACGCAGCCUGACAGCAUGUCUCAGAACGCUCGCAAAGCCCUUCCUCGCAACCUGGGGACCCCGGCAGACACCCCGCCCAGCACCCUGCUCAUCGCCAACAAAAGCCUGGCCCCGAGCCCCAAACGCACCGUCAGGGACCCGAAAACCGGCAGAGCUGUGCAAGAGAGAAACUCGUACGCUGUGAGUGUUUGGAAGAGAGUGAAGGCGAAGCUGGAAGGGCGGGACGUGGAUCCGAACCGGAGAAUGAGCGUCACCGAGCAGGUGGAUUACGUCAUCAAGGAAGCCACGAACCUGGACAACCUGGCGCAGCUGUACGAAGGCUGGACGGCGUGGGUGUGAACGGGGAUUUCCGCGUCGGUUCACUUCGGUUCCAGCGAGGGUUAGAAAUCCACCAGAAUCCACCGGGUCUGGGGCUUCGGAGCCACAGAGCUGCAUGCGGGCAAAAAAAACGGGGGUUUGGGGGGGGCGUCGAGGCCCUCCCGUGCGCCCACACGGGACCUCCCCCCCUCCCGUAGCACAGCAGCAGAUCCAGCUAACACCAACGACACGAUUCUCGGGUUUGCAUCCGUCUCCCCGUAAACGUGCAAGGGGAGGGGGGAAUACUGAGGACAGGGGAGGGGGGGUGUGGGGGGGGUGAGGAUGAGGAGGAUGAGGAUGAGGCUCUUCCAGCUUUAACAACCCCCUCCCCCCAAACCAACCCCUGCUUCAUCAGCGAUAAUAACGCCACGUCUGUCAGCUAUCGAUAACGAAGCUUGUGUUUUAGAGCAGGAGGCUCGUUGAGCGACACGCCUCUGGACUUCACUCGGGAGACGGGGGGCCGCGCUCCUCCCACCAUCCUCUGGCCUCUGUUUUUGGAUGGCUUUAGCGAGGGCGAGGUUGGGGCAGACGAGGCCGGCGUACACCGGGGCAGGUGCGCGAGGCUUUAAAGGGGGACUCCAUUCAAAGCCAGACGGCCGUUGGCGGACCUGCGAGUUCUUUAAAUCUUUAAAAAUCUUUAAAAAUCUUUAAAUCAAGACUGUUUUUUUUCCCCCUUUCUCUUUUUUGUCGGAUGUUUAUUCCAAAAAUUACUUUACACACCUCAACUCCCUUCAGUGGAGAUUAGUUUAAUAUUAAAAAAAACAAAAAAAAAACUGUUUUGGGGGAAAAUUGAAUUCUUAUGUUAGUGCUGGGUGUGAAGACAUGACGUGCAUCAGGCUGGUAAAUGUUUCUUUGAUCGAUUGAUGAGAUUUAGAAAAGUUUAAGCAUUUAUUAAAGCCCAAAUUCGAAUCUGAUAAUCUGUUCUAAAACUUGUUUUCAGAAAUGCUGCCUUUUUUUUUUGUUUGUUUUUGUUUGUUUCUUCUUUCUCUUUAGUAUGCAUCUGUACGAUUUGUUGUGUAUUUGUAGGUAGUUGGUAUUUUUCUCCCUCUCCCUUCUUCAGUAGCUGUUUAAAUUAGCGUUAGCACCUUCUUUCGGCUUGCCUGUGAAAGUGUGUCAUUGCUAAUAAAUAUUCCCCACUUUGCUUGCGUUUUACUGAUCUUGAUCUAGUUUUACAUUUUUAGUGGGGGGUGUUAAGUGGAUUAGUGCUGUGGUGAUGGUAGAAAUGUUGUCUCUUAAUGAUUUUACUCCUUCAUUUGACAAAUAAAUCUGGAUUUCAACUGUUAA